Messenger RNA from Paramormyrops kingsleyae, 977 nucleotides. It is a transcript of the gene pvalb7, whose product is annotated as parvalbumin 7. The record is from RefSeq and is a predicted model, not a curated record. NCBI's taxonomy places the organism in Eukaryota, Metazoa, Chordata, Actinopteri, Osteoglossiformes, Mormyridae. Gene Ontology annotation, molecular function: calcium ion binding. Gene Ontology annotation, cellular component: cytoplasm.
UCCUAAAAUAGAGUCUGCAGUGAGGCUAUAAAAGACAAAUAGUGGGGAGAGGCCCCCGCACCUCCGCCUCGGCCAGCCUCCUGACCUCCUUCUGCGGCCCCUCGCUCUCGCUUCUCUUUCUCUCUCCGGUGGUCGUACCCCCCCAUAACACAGCCGCCAAGAUGGCCAUGAAGGACCUCCUGAAAGCUGAAGACAUUAAGAAGGCUCUGGAUGCCUUCAAGGCUGCCGAUACCUUUGACCCUCUGAAGUUCUUCGACAUGGUGGGUCUGAAGGCCAAGUCAUCUGAGGACGUGAAGAAGGCCUUCAAAGCUCUGGACGUGGACAACAGCGGCUUCAUCGAGGAGGAGGAGCUGAAGUUCGUGCUGAAAGGUUUCGCCUCAGAUGGCAGGGACCUGACCGACAAAGAAACCAAAGCAUUCCUGGCCUUGGCGGACAAGGAUGGAGACGGGAAGAUCGGCGCUGAAGAGUUCGAGGCCUUGGUGCAUCAGUAGGGGGUUUUGCCCCACCGGCCGACUCUCGCUCUCUCCACACCCCUCUAUCCCCCCCCCCCCACCCAAACCACCGCUCCUCACGUGACCCCCUCCCUACCCCCAUGGAGCACAAUGCUUCGCCCACUACAGCGAGCUGGAAGAGAUGCAUUACAGCAGGGGGAGGGAGGGGGGCAAAGAAGGGGGGGCCUCACUCACCUUAUUUAUUUUCCUUUUUAUACAAAUAUACUGUUGUUGUACCUCUUUAUUUUUUUUUUCAAAUAUCUGUUUCAUACUAAGAAUGAGUAGAUAUGUAAACAGCACAUCCACAUCGCCUGUACUACUGUCUCUCACUAAUUCUCAUUUAUGCACUCAUUCACAAACCCCCCUCCCCCAACCCAACCUCCACCCCCCUCCCUCGGUUACGCUGUAAGAAGACGACGAGGUCAAGCUGCAAAAAAGAAAGCGAAAAGAGCAAAAACGAGAAAUAAAAAAAGAAUGCCUUGUGUA